GAUUGCUGCGUCCUGCGCUCCCCAGCCACAGUCUCCUAGAUUUUUCCUACGGAGCUGAGGACGGGGAGAAGUCCCGCCGCCGAGUCCAGCCUUUCCCCGGCGCGCAGCCCCGACGGGGCCGCGGCAGGCGCGGUGAAAGCGCCGACGGAGCCAUGAGAGAGUACAAAGUGGUGGUGUUGGGCUCGGGCGGCGUGGGCAAGUCCGCGCUCACCGUGCAGUUCGUGACGGGCUCCUUCAUCGAGAAGUACGACCCCACCAUCGAGGACUUCUACCGCAAGGAGAUUGAGGUGGACUCGUCGCCGUCGGUGCUGGAGAUCCUGGACACGGCGGGCACGGAGCAGUUCGCGUCCAUGCGGGACCUGUACAUCAAGAACGGCCAGGGCUUCAUCCUCGUCUACAGCCUCGUCAACCAGCAGAGCUUCCAGGACAUCAAGCCCAUGCGGGACCAGAUCAUCCGCGUGAAGCGGUACGAGCGCGUGCCCAUGAUCCUGGUGGGCAACAAGGUGGACCUGGAGGGCGAGCGCGAGGUCUCGUACGGCGAGGGCAAGGCCCUGGCGGAGGAGUGGAGCUGCCCCUUCAUGGAGACGUCGGCCAAAAACAAAGCCUCGGUGGAUGAGCUGUUCGCCGAGAUCGUGCGGCAGAUGAACUACGCGGCGCAGCCCAACGGCGAUGAGGGCUGCUGCUCGGCCUGCGUGAUCCUCUGAGGCGCCGGUGGCCGCCGCGCGCCGGCCGCGCUCUGCGCACAAAAGCCAAACGCACCCGACUCUCUAAAUGUGAUUUUUCUUCUUGCUUUGAGAUUGGAGACGGUUUUGCAUUGGCCAGGGUGACCCGGGAGCCCGGUUGGCCUCUGCGGCCGGCGUCCCCAGCCUCCUCCCCUUGUCCGAAGGGGUAUCCGGUCCUGACCAUCCGAGACUCGGUGGAAAUGUGGCUCUUUGCAGCAUGUACGUUUCUCAUUGAUUUUGGUUGACGUAUAUUUCCCCCUGUAAGUAGCGUUUAGGGCGCUGUAUUGGCAGCUUGACACCAGCAAGCGAAAGUUUCAACCAGGAAAAAAAAAAUGGGGUGGGGGAGAAAGAGGACAGGGAGAAGGUGGAAAGGGGGGGAUUUUUUUUUUUUUUUUUUUUUUUUUGUCAACAAAACCGUUUUCUAGUUCCAAGUUUUAAAUACAUGGAAGGAAGUCCGGGAGAACCAAAUGAAGGAGCAGGAGGAGGGGAAGAAACUUUUGGGUUUUUUUCCUUGUUUUCCAGGAGUAGCUGGAAAUUAUGAUCAGGUUCUUUUUCUGCCAGCUUGGAAGGGCAACCCCGUGACUGAUUGCGAUUUGAGGAUGUCUAUGCAAAGUUGGAUUCUUGUUACAGUGUAUCCAAUCUGAACUAUUGCACAUCAGAACUGACUUGUUAACACUGAUGCCAAUACAGUGUGGGGUGCCAGAAAGUGUCUGCUGAUAUUUGUGGGAAAAAAAAAAUCUAUUUUGUUUACCUACUGUAUCAAAGGGGAGUCUGGGGGAGAACGGUAGUAUUUUUUUUUAUCAGCUGUGAAAAAAAAUGUUACAGAUCUGCACAUCUUUGUGUGUACUAUUGUGUGUGUGUGUGUGUGUGUGUGUUUCUUUAAGUUUAGUUUUUUGUUCUUACUGGUUGACAGUAACAGAUUUUGAUGACUAGCUCUUUAAAAUACAGGACAAAGACUUCACAAAUGUGAUUCAGGGCCCCCAGCACCCCUGUGUCUGCAGAGUGCCUUCCAAACUCAGCUGUUCCAGCCGGUGCCAACCUGUGAACUUCCCACCCUGUCCCAGAAUCUGCUGUUCCCCACACCACUUUCCAGUUUCCUUUCAGUAAUCUUCCUGAAGGAGACAGGACAAUAGGUCCUGUUGUUCUGUGAAUGUCUUCAUUAUGUCCAGCCUUUAACAUGUAAUUUCCAUGUCUUGCAAUGGUUUCUAUUCUUUUCUAUUUUUUUUCGUUUUCAUUUUGUUCAAAUGUUCAGGUAUUUAGCUCCCCUUUUAUAUUAUCAUUAAAUUCUUUUGGUUAUCUGUUAAUAGGGUGUUCCUCCAGAAGCUAAGAGCAAAAUUUUACUGUUGUGAUGUACCAAGAGAAUUCUAACAAAUUGUAAUUUUUAAUUCCAGACACAUUGUCUCGUCAUUUUAAGACUUUUAAUACAGAUGUCAUUUUUAAAGAAACCCAAAACUAUUGUUUGUGUUUCUGUGUUUCAUAUUCAGUAUCAUGGCUGAGGUGGACAAGGGCAGGUGGUCGUGCCUGCCCCAAGAGGUGUUUGUCAGAUUUUGAAGACAAGUAACUCAUUGGCAACUUGAGUGACAUUACUCCCAAAUCCUUAAAUAAUAGGAAAAGUCAUCAAGGUCUAGGAAGCCCUGGGGUGUGGCCAUGCCGGCUUACUACAUUUGUUCUGCUGACAAGCAACAGCUUACCUCACUGUAGGUAAGGAAGGGAGAAUCCAAAUGCUAAUACUGCCUGCCUUUGGUCUGGGAAAGUAACCAUCCACCUGACCAGGCAGAGUAGCACUUACUGUUUUGUUUAAAUUAGGUCACCUACCAAUUCCAAAGGAUGUUUGGGGAAGAUGAUUUCUAUUCUGAAGUCAUAUACCUAAUAGUGUUUUCUGCAGUACAUUUUGUCCGGGUUGUAGACAAUAUCUCAACCCUUCUGAGGUUUUGAUUUGGAAAUAGAUCAUUAGAUUUAAAAGGAAGAGGGAAAAAAAAAAUCUAAGGCAAAAAAAACAAACCCUUGCUCUCAUUACAGUUUGUGGACCAUUUUGACCUCAUGAAAUUUUCUAACAGUAGGAGGCAGUGUGAGCUUUUUAUUUUCCGUUUUAUUUUUCUCAAGGGCCACUUUAAUAAUAUAACCUCUGUAGAAUAAAAGAAAGUUUAUGGCUGUAUAUCAGGAGCACUUGAUAUACCUUAAGCCUAUGAGUGUAGAUGAAAUCUUCUCAAGGGUCGUUUGAAAAGGAUUUAUUCUGUUGAAGCCAAAAGAAAUUACAGGCCACAGGUUUCUUUAAAGCUGUAUUAACAUAUCUUGCCUUAAAAUGUGCCCUUUGCCCAAGUGACAUGUCAGUAUUCCAAGGUGGAAGAGGAAGAGAGAAUUUUGCCUGUGAUGGUCCUAUGCCAUUUUUUCACUCGAUCCUACUUAAGUUUAGUAUCAAACUCAGUUGGAAGGCAAUAUAUAUAUACAUACAUAUACAUACACAUAUAUGUAUGUAUGUAUAUAUGGUCCUAAAUGUAGAAAUUAGGGGGUACUACUCAAAUUUAUGCCUUUGCAAAGAUUCCUUCCUGCAUUUGAAUACAUUCGGUUGCUUCAGAUCUAAAGCUGAAAAUUCUGAAGACAUAUCAAGUACUAUGAAGGAUUUUUUUAAAAAAGGCAUCUGUUGACUGUUUCUUAUGGUUUGGUUUUGUUUUGUUUCUUGGAAGCCUUUUGACCUAAAAUGGUGCCAAGUAUCUAACUAACUUAAGAAAUGUAUGUACUCCUGACAGCGAAUACUUGAAAAUGGAAAAUUGGAAAUGAAAUAGGUUGCUGGGUGCAUUAAUCAUCUCUGCACAGGAUUUAGUCACUUGCAUGACUAAAUUCUUUAUAGGUCUGGCAUGGCAGGGCAGAAGAUUUUAAUACGGUUUUCCUGAGUACUGUAAAAUAAAUGCUUUUUGGAUUCUCAAUGAAAGCAGUUUUGUGUGUUCCUGGAGCAGGAAAAUAGUAGUUCUGAGUUUUGUAGCCUUCUCCAUUAUUUUCUUGACAAAAUUGAGAGAAAUGAAGGACAUUGUUUUUAAGACUAUGUCAGUUUAUUUAGCUAGUAAGAAUCUCUUGUAGUAUUAUGAUACAAAGAAAUAAGAACAUUUGGAUGAAAAAGUUGGGCUGACUUGAGUAUUAAAGGGAGGAAGAAGUUGGCUGUAAGGCAAUCACCUGUCAAAACAGACACUGGGUGGGAAAAGUUAACUUUUAAACUUGACCCCUGCUGUUUUUCUUUUCCUUUUGGUCCUGACAGUCAUUCAGGCUUCAUGUCAUUUCAAAGGAUUAUUUUUGUCCUUUUAUAAUAGCCUCAGAGAAGUUGAAGGUAUCAUCUUAAGUCUAACAUUUUUGUUUGGGAGUCAUGGUUCUCGGGUAAAACAAUUUCCAUGUUAACUGUUGAAACAGAUUGCAUUGAAUCACAUGUUAGGAAAAGACCUAUUUGGGGUUAGAAUAUCUGUAUGAGGCUUUAUGUUUUCCUGUUAGUUAACCUUCCCUAUCGGUGGGAAUCCUAAAAUGCCUCAUCUAUUUGAACUGUUAAUGUUUUCACCAGCGUGUUAUUGCACCCGUUUUUGAGUUGUAUUUCAGUAUUUCUUACAGGUGGGAUGGGAAAGUGAGAGAAUGCUAUAUGGAGCAGCUGAUCUUGAGAAACAGAUGCAAAACGCUGGCACCCUUUCAUAAAAGCAUAUAUUUUCACAAUAGCUGGAGUAUGAAGGAAACAUUUAAUUUGGAGAUCAUCACUAUUAGUUAAAAUGAUAUCGAGCAUUUGUCACAGUGUCUACUUAAUUGGGAAAAGCUUGCUAAUUGAAAUUUUGUCCUUGUGAAAAUGUAGCAAAUUUUUAAAUACUACUAGAAGAAUGGGGUAUUCUUGAUUAGGAUAUUUUGCUCAGACAACUAGGAAUAACUGAACGCAUUUAAUUGAACAUGGUGCUAGUUCUAGAAGAUACAUGUGAUCUAAGAACAGUAGGAUUUUGAUAGUUUGAGAAGGCUUUAAGGAUCAUCUAGUCCAGAGGUUCUCAAACGUGACUACACACCCAGAUCACCUGGAGGUUCAAAAAGAUAUUGCUGAGGCCCUUCCUCUCAUUUCUUAGUAUGAUCUCAUAAUUUUCAUUUCUAACGGGUUUCCAGGUGAUGGCGAUAUGGCUGUCCCAGGGACCACCACUUUGAGAAGCAGUGACCUAGUCCGAACUCCAAAUGAAUACUGUAUGGAGAGCCACCUAGAUAAUUAGGGACACAGACUUAAGACCCAUGUCCUACAUUUUAGAGAGUUGCCUAACAGAGAGUCAGACUAUCUUGAUAGAAAAAUCUAUAGCUGAAAAGGACAUGUGCCAUUGGCACGAAGGCUGUUAAACUGUUGAGUGUGAAAUGGGAUAGACACUGCAGGUAGAAUGACCACCCUUUGCAUAGCAUGGGAACAGUUUGGCAGUGGUUUUCAGUGUUAAUUCAGAAGCUGGCUAAGAAAAUGAUUAGAAUAGGGACAUGCCCUACAUAAUCAGAAUCAACAUUUCCUCCCCAAAAUUGUUUUGAAAAGAAUAUCUUUGAUACAAGGGAACACUUUCAACUAUGUAUCUUCUUUUUCCUCCAAGAUUAAAAGGCAGGAAUUUAAACUGUUUAUACUUCCUACUACAGAUUCUAAAAAAAAAUUAUAUUUGAGAAUUUAAAUCUUCAGGUCAUGGUAAGCACAUGUGUGUGUUUAUAUGUGUAUAUGUAUAUGUAUACACUCCAUUUGUUAGCCAGACUUUCCAGGAAUGAGUCAAUUCAGUGUCAUGUAAUUCUACACUAAUCCAUUCGAGACGACGCAUACAUAAAACUACGCCAUGCAUCUUGUUUUUUUAUACAUUUAAACUUUUGGAAUGGUGAGUGUUGAUCUGUUGUAUAAAUUGGAGGGGGCAGCUAUUUGUUCUCUUCCUUUGGUAUUAAACAGAAGUCUUUGAGGAAAUGUUUUUCUUAGGAGAGAAGAAAGUCUGCUUUUUAUGUCCAAUUGACUAAACUUGCUAUUUUUAAAAUGAAUUGUCUGGCGAAAAAUUAUAUGUGGCUAAGUUUAUCAGAGGUUUGAAAAUGUGUGGUUGGUUUAUUUGUGGUCAUUGUGCAAAUGUAGCAAAAAAUACGUAUUUUUUAAAUAGGAAAGAGAAAGAUUAUUGAUGCAUUGAAAAUGCAGGUGCCCAAAAAGGACCUGAGAUUAUUCCUUCCUUGUUAGAAUAUGGUUGCAGUGAAACUUGACCAACACAGCUGAAGUUGAUUUCUUCGUUAUUCAACAAGCAUUUAUUGAGCAUAUGCUAUUAACUGUGGUGUAAGGACUAAUGCUUGAAUCGGAGCAACCCGGCUGUAGAGCAACAACUUUGUGCUUUUAUCACUGUGAGCUGUGAGAAUAGUGUAUAUUAAACAAUGGGAGUACAUGGAAAAGCACAACCAAAUGUGCUGUCAAUUAUAAUCCUGUGGGUCUUUCUGGAAGGCAGUAGAGUAGAUAAAUUUGUUGAAAAUUGGAAUUUUGCUUUGAAACGUGGAUAUUGCAAAUAAGAAUGGAUCCCAUGAGAUUUAAGUAACUAACAGUUGUUUUGUUGCAUGGGGAACUCUGUAAUUUUGUGCAUCGUUUCCAACUUCUUUUUUGAGAUUAGCUAAAAUAGAACAUAUGGAAAUAGGAAAUCAGUUUGCUUUCAUAUUUUCAUGUGAAAGGGAAAAAUGGAAAAUGGAGAAAAAAAUUUAUGAAAUUUAUUCACUGUCUUUAUUUUUUUUUAAUGAAACAAAAACGGGAAGGACCAUUUAGUUCAUAUUCUUAAAGACGUAAUUGUCGGCAGACAGUCUUUUGAGGUUCUUCUUGUAAAGAAGAUUCAGGGUAGGGUAUUUCUUUUAUAAAAGAUAAUCCCUUAAAAAUGAAUGCGCCAAAGAAUGAAGCUGACGUUUUAAGUUUGCUAAGCUUAUAGUUAUUUUCUACAAAAGCUCUUGUUCUCACGCCUUUAAGUGCUUAUUGGAUGGAAGAAGGCAACCAGCUCAGAGAAAGAAACAAUGGGCAGCAAGCUGUAAGAGGUAACAAUAAUAAUAAUUAUUAUUAUAAAACCAUAAAGAUUGAAAGGAGUUGUAAUUAUUAACCUGCAGUUUGCAAAAAAAUUUUUAGUGACUUUGGAGUAUCUCAUGAAUUUAACAGCAUACUUUUUAAAUGUUGAAAGUUAAAGAAUUAUAUAAUUCAUCUGAAAGUACUUCAUUGUUUAUUUUUUUUAAAAUCUGAACACUAUAGAA
Rhinolophus ferrumequinum (greater horseshoe bat) is the source of this 6947-nucleotide messenger RNA. It is a transcript of the gene RAP2B, whose product is annotated as RAP2B, member of RAS oncogene family. The transcript has a single exon. Gene Ontology annotation, cellular component: plasma membrane. Lineage: Eukaryota; Metazoa; Chordata; Mammalia; Chiroptera; Rhinolophidae. Gene Ontology annotation, molecular function: GTP binding; GDP binding; GTPase activity. The coding region runs from base 153 to 704 and encodes 183 amino acids. Gene Ontology annotation, biological process: negative regulation of cell migration; Rap protein signal transduction. The record is from RefSeq and is a predicted model, not a curated record.